Medicago truncatula (barrel medic) is the source of this 1168-nucleotide messenger RNA. Its product is annotated as cyclin-dependent kinase inhibitor 7. Gene Ontology annotation, molecular function: cyclin-dependent protein serine/threonine kinase inhibitor activity. The coding region runs from base 250 to 777 and encodes 175 amino acids. The transcript is spliced from 4 exons. The record is from RefSeq and is a predicted model, not a curated record. Gene Ontology annotation, biological process: negative regulation of cyclin-dependent protein serine/threonine kinase activity. Lineage: Eukaryota; Viridiplantae; Streptophyta; Magnoliopsida; Fabales; Fabaceae. Gene Ontology annotation, cellular component: nucleus.
CAUCCACCAUCCUUUACUCUGACCAAGCAACAAACUAACAAACAAUCUUAUAUAGUACUCAUCACUCUUCUCUCUCACACUCUUCUAUAACCGUCACAACAAUUUUCCCACCGUUUCCCCUCCACGUGUCAUUCUUCUAUUCGUCUGUUUCGAGCUCAUUAGGUCACCACCACCGUCACCAAUUCCAAAACAAAGUUCCAUAUAUAUUGUUGGGAUUGUUCCAAUAUCAUAGAUAGAUACCAAUUCAUAAUGAAUGAAAAUGGCGUUGGAAAGAGACCAAGAACUCAAGAUGAUAGAUUGUCCUAUGAACCUCAACCAACCAAAAGAGUUAUGACGACCUACCGCGACAUAAUUAGGAUGUUGUUCAUGAAACCCUCGGCGGUGGAGGAGCAAUGCUCUUCCACCGUCACUUCAGAUGAAUCCUCCACAUCUUUUUACUCCUCGAAUAACAACCUAAAUCUAAAUAGGAUCACAGAUGGAGAGGUUGAUAGCGCUGCUGCUGCGCAAGCUGGAACGUCGCGCCACUGCGGUGAUCAAACUAUAAGAAGGAGAGAGAUGGGUCUCACAAGAGCAGAAGAAGAGGAAGAGGUGGAUUCUCAUUCAAUGGAGAAAAAGAAGAAGAAGCCGCAAAAUAUGCCAGAAGAAUCUGAACUUGAUGAAUUUUUCUCUGCUGCUGAAAAAGAUAUCCAGAAACAGUUUCAGAACAAGUAUAACUACGAUAUUGUGAAGGACAUGCCACUAGAAGGACCUUAUGAGUGGGUUCAAUUAAAGCUAUAAAAUUACCCCAUUUAGUUCUAUUUGAAGGAAGAGGGAUGAUAUUAUAAAUGCAAUUUAAAUUUCCACUUGCUGACAUUAUUCUUAGUUUGAUUUUACUUUAGGUGGUAUUUGAUUUCUAUUCAGAGUCCUAUUUUCAUGUAUGAAGUACCCUUUUGUUGGUGUGUACAGCUUUGUUUUUCUUCAGGGGCUAGUAACUAAGGACUUGGUUCCUAGUUUUUUUCUGUGUACGGUUUAUUACAUUGUUAUACGGAAACUAUUGUCCAGAGCAUAGUUCAGUAAAUUCUCUUGUUGGCGAUGACUUGUGUUGCAUCGACACUUCUGAUUGAAGGUGUGUUUGUUGUUUGACACUUACAUGAAACCAACACAUGUGAUUACUAUUCACAUUGAAUUA